UGUUGUUGCGUUUUUAUUUUUCGAAUUGUUUUCCUCAAAGUUUUCUCUGCGAAAUGCGAAUCAUCUGUGAUAAUUUUAUGUGGAAACGAUGAUUAUCUUUUGUUUAAAUUAACUAUUUUUUAUUAAUUUUAGGAUAAGUAGUUAAUUGCCACGAUGGAUAUUUUAGGUGAUUUCGAUGAUGCAGACAACGUGAGUGUUGACACAUUAGCAUUGGAAAAAAUAGUGUUGGAAGAAAGAUCACGAGAAAUAUCUGAAUUGAAGUCACUUAGCACUAAAGUGCACAACCUACAUACAAGCUUGUUAUACUACAGAAACACAAAAUCAAAGAUGGGGACUGUAUGUUAUGAAGCUUGGAAGACUUUGGUAAAGAAAGUGGGUGGAUCCCAGAAUGGAUGGCUUGACCUUGGUCAUUGUUUACAAAUUGCCGGGUCUGACUUAGAUUACAUUAAGAACUCAGUCAAAGAUGACCCAGUUGAUACUGUGCUAAAAGUGUACAUGCAGAAUGAAAAGGCAACUUUAGAUAAAAUUAUAGAUGCAUUUGUGACUCUCAACCGCUAUGACAUCCUGAAGAGUAUUGAAGAACCGUUUCUGAACUUAGCCCAGUGUUUCAAUAAAGAUGACAGUGGAUAUCAAAGUAAUGGCAAAACUAAUGGUUCCAAGGAAAUUAUAAGCUUAACAAAGAAUUUGCCCAAUGAUUUACCACUGGCAUUGAAUAAAAAUAUUGUGAUCAAAGAUAAAGAUCCUCAAAAACCGAACCAUCCCAAACCAAGGUCUCCACCAAAAAAGGCUGACAAGGAAAAUAAGAAUGACACUCCAAUAUUAUUUUUGACUUUUACGGAAGAUGGUCACCAGACAGCCCAGAAUAUUCAAGAUUAUGUAGAGGGUUGGACCGAUGUGGCACCAGUUACUGUUAUAACACUAAGUGACAAAAGAGAAGAAGUCUAUCAGAACCCAGAAAAAUUCAUAAGAGAAUAUUUUGAAAAGGCUGAUUUUGUUGUACCCAUCAUCACAUCAGGGUACCUGAAUGAAAUUCGAUCCUGUGACUCAAAUGGACCUAACACCACCGACAACUUAGACUACAAAUAUGUAAACUUUAUUUAUACUCUCAUUGUUAAUCAUUAUAUUCAUGCAACAGGUUGUCUAAAUAAAAAAGUAAGGACUGUAUUACCGCAACGAGUAGAUGUUGAUGUGUUCAGACACAUUAGCAUGUACCCUGAUCUGAUGCCUUGGACUCAUGAAUCUAAAUUCAAUGAACAGUUUAAGGCCUUCUUGAAAAAAGGCCAGACAUAACACUUUUUAUCAAAUUGAUUUUUAUGACAUUGUGGCCAUAUUUUAUACUUUUACACUUUCAAUUGAACUUGCCUUUUAGUAUUUAUGAAUAGUUAAUAGACUGAAUUAGUAUUGGUAAAACUAAAUGUUGUACUCACUUUCAUACACUGAAACUUCAAAAAUGUAAAGGUCAAUCAUGAAUAUAAUAGCACCUUGCAAUAAUAGCAUUUUUUAUACAAC
Molecule: messenger RNA, 1509 nt
Organism: Ostrinia furnacalis (Asian corn borer)
Lineage: Eukaryota; Metazoa; Arthropoda; Insecta; Lepidoptera; Crambidae
Exons: 4
Coding region: 154-1290 (378 amino acids)
Biological process (GO): signal transduction
Molecular function (GO): protein binding
Source: RefSeq, a predicted model, not a curated record